GCAUCAUUGACAGGGGUGCAUGCCAGACUGUUGGUUUGAGGUUUGCCGUGUGGGCAAAAGGGAAAUUUGGAGGUUGGGGUGCAAGUGUGCUAUUAAGGAUGGAAGAAGCGCUUUGCAGAGAGAUCGCUUUUGAGUGUUCAGGCCAUCCCAUUUAUGUAGCUGGUUCCAUGUGUAGCCGAGCAGAGAGAGAGACAGAAAGGAAAUAGCACAUUCAGGGGGCAUGGCAGUUUGUGUGUGUACGUAAAAAAGAAGGAAAGUUAACGUAAGAGUUCAGACCAGGACCUUGCUCAUCACUUUAAGACUUCACCUGUCGAAGAUACAGAGGAUGUUGCUCAGGGUAUCACACUUAAAAACAUGAAUUUGUACUGGUUGAACAAGUGCAACAAGAAGCGGUCCUAAAUGUGUUCAACAGCCAACUACGCUUUCCCACCAAAGAGAACCUGCGAGGUGUCUGGCAGGCUAUGUGGUGGAGUGUCCUCUAAUGUUCAUGGAGGUAGAUUUCAUGGAGCACAAGACGCAGAGAUGGACAUGGCCUGGCAGGAACUAAUGGCCAUACCUGAGCUGCAGGGCUUGGAGGUUCCCGGUGAAAGCACCUAUGAAACAACACAAUACCGAAGCAUUGAGCCAAUGGUUCAUAUAGGUGCAUAUGAGACGGCCCAGACUGAGCUGCCUGCUCAUUCUACAUACGAGGGCACAACGCACACGUACCAUGGAGGUUACUCUGAGGACACCCGUUAUCGCACAGAGGCACUGUGCGAGCAUUCCCAACCUAAACUCAACCGGAACCUGCCACCUAUCUCAUCUCAACCUCACCACUUGCCAACAGCGCUCCCUGAAAUAAGCUUGUCAGAUAUCAGCCAGCCCAAUUGCAGCUUACCUAAUGGGUUGGGGGGGUGGCGCACAAUGUGGACUUUACAUGGACUAAGUUCACAUGCUCGAACAGCUGAUGAUUUGGAGUCAGAUUCAGGUUUGUCGGUAGGAUCUAGUCCACCAUUAGCCUCGCCUGAAAAUCCUGCAGGAGCACCAGGUUACAAGAGUGUGGACAUUGCCAUUCCAUGCGCAGAAUCAGAACGCAUGACCGAACACAAGAGUACACAUGUUAGCUACAUGACGGACUACCAAAGUCAGUCUGACUCAUACACACAAUUUGGGUCACAGCCUUAUUUCACACCACAGCAACAUUUAAGCCAUUUACAACAUAAUGCUUUAAAACGUCAGACUUUGGGUGACGUACACAACUCUGGAAGGCCCAGCACUGGGAGCUGGCAACAUGUCAUGAAUACACAACCUCCAGGAAGUUUACAAACCCCUACAAUGAGCAGGGAUGAAAGGCGAGCAAUGACAUUGAAGAUUCCCUUCCCAAUCGAUAAGAUCAUCAAUCUGCCAGUGGAUGAUUUCAAUGAACUCCUGACACAGUACACCCUAACUGAUGCUCAACUUGCACUGAUUAAGGACAUCAGGCGGAGGGGCAAGAACAAAGUGGCAGCGCAAAACUGCCGCAAGCGCAAACUGGACAGCAUAAUUCACCUUGAAAGAGAAUUGGGUGAGCUGCAGGCCACGAGAGAAAACUUGGUCCAGGAGAGGUUCGAGUUCCAACACAGUUUAGCUUUUAUUAAGCAUCACCUCACAGACUUAUAUGCUGAAGUCUUUUCUCACCUGAGAGAUGAAACUGGACAACCAUAUUCAAUAGAUGAGUACUACCUACAGCAAACUCCAGAUGGUAAAGUAUAUCUAGUGCCUCAAACAACGAUGCAGAAGAGAGAACAUUGCUGAUGGAUGUACAUCAGAAAUAUUAACUGAAAAAUGGUGACAACUACCUAAAAUCUGAGCAUUCUUUAAUAUACUAUUCAUGUUUUCAAAAAAACAAGACACAUCUUAUAAAAAAUAUAAUUUUAUUUUAAAAAAGUGUAAAAUGUUUACCAAAAUUCAUAAAAACAUCUUCAGCACCAAUUCAGCUUUCUGUGGAAUUCUGCAAAAAACAGAAAAUAAGUUGAUAAAAUGAAUUUCCCCUUACACGAAAUGCAGGCAUUCGUGAUGGCAAACACAAGGGUCGUUCUAAGUGUACCUGAUUUAUCGGUUUUCAGUUAGAUCAACUUUGUUCCCCCUGAGCGCAUGCUUGACUGUACUACCUGAAAGCAGAAACAAGUCAAUAAAAAGAAACUCCUCUACAUGCAUUUUCAUUUAAUCAUGACAUGCAAAUAUGUUGACACACUUAUGCAAUAAUUAGGAGGCCGAUCGACCAACACAAUUAGAUUUUUUUUCACAACAAACUUUUAUCAUUACUGUGCUACACAUCUUACCAGCUACAUGGCAAAGUAAGGUGUACUAUCAGUAGUUGAGAAGGCUGUUCUUACCUACAGGCAGCAUUUAAGCCUUUGGUAGCUGCUGCCUGCUAGCCUCAGGCUUCUGUUCUCACUCUCCCCUGCUUCAAUGAUCCUGGCGUUGAUUGCUACUUCUCUCCCUCAGCUGGCUUCCAUGGCUAGCCUCAAAGACUUUGCAUGUAAGCUAGCAUCCUCCAGAUGUUUUGUGCUGCACCCGGAGUUGAGUCUGUACCCUCACGUGCCCCUCAACCAGUAGACGCGUGUAUUUAUGGCCCUUGCCAUGUGGCGACUAUUGCACUGAUGCGCACAUCACACAGAUGACCCUCCCAGCUGAAUACAACAAUCAUUACACCACCCCUGCACAAAACCACUAAAAAGGAAGCUAAAAGUUAUUAAGAAAUGUUUUUUUUUGUUUAUUCAGCUUGACGUUGAUUCAGUUACAAAUAAAACCAGAUUAAAGACAAAACAAAAUCUACGUAAAACCCUCAUUGGAAUGCUUGCUUUCCAGAAACACAUGAAAAAACACAAGAACGCUUAAAUGAAAACCCUCAACAGUUUAGCUAUUGUACAUCUCUUGCAGUAGCUGUAAUCUGCCACAAGUGUUUGGCUGAGCAGAUUUAGGAGGUAAACCUGCAGCUGCCCUGUCACUUCCUCUCCUCUUGCUGUCACUUCCUCUCCUAAGUACUCAGUCCUGUUGAACAA
Messenger RNA from Nerophis ophidion (straightnose pipefish), 3023 nucleotides. RefSeq names its product nuclear factor, erythroid 2 (gene nfe2). The coding region runs from base 400 to 1773 and encodes 457 amino acids. Gene Ontology annotation, molecular function: DNA-binding transcription factor activity, RNA polymerase II-specific; RNA polymerase II cis-regulatory region sequence-specific DNA binding. Lineage: Eukaryota; Metazoa; Chordata; Actinopteri; Syngnathiformes; Syngnathidae. The record is from RefSeq and is a predicted model, not a curated record. The transcript has 5 exons. Gene Ontology annotation, cellular component: nucleus. Gene Ontology annotation, biological process: regulation of transcription by RNA polymerase II.